This is a messenger RNA of Eruca vesicaria subsp. sativa (arugula), 510 nucleotides long. NCBI's taxonomy places the organism in Eukaryota, Viridiplantae, Streptophyta, Magnoliopsida, Brassicales, Brassicaceae. The record is from the annotation of a GenBank genome assembly.
AUGCAGGGAGAGAGGGUUUCAGAUCCGAAAUGGAUCACCAUUAAAGCAGCUCUUCUGCUACUGUUGGGAGCAGCCAUUGCAGCUGCAUUUGCUGAUCCUUUGGUGGACACAGUAAACAACUUCUCUGCAGCCACAGGGAUCCCAUCUUUCUUCAUCUCUUUCAUCGCUUUGCCUUUAGCAACCAACUCAAGUGAAGCCGUCUCUGCCAUCAUCUUUGCUUUCCGCAAAAAGAUCAGAACAGCUUCCUUAACUUUCUCCGAGCUAUGUGGUGGAGUGACUAUGAAGAACAUUCUGUGUCUCUCGGUGUUUUUAGCAAUAGUCUACCUUAGAGGAUUAACAUGGAACUUCUCAUCAGAAGUGUUGGUGAUUCUCAUAGUUUGUCUGGUGAUGGGAGGUUUGGCUAGCUUCCGCACAACGUAUCCGCUUUGGACAUGUUUCAUAGCAUACUUGCUUUACCCGUUCUCUCUGGGUCUGGUCUAUAUUCUCGACUACUGGUUUGGCUGGUCAUAG